UCAGGUUAAACAAUUGGAUUUUCCAAAAGAAAAAAAUAUAAUUUAUUUUAUCAUACCUACAACAAUUUAAAAAAAAAAACUUCAGUUUAGUUUUACUUGUUUUACGUUAGUCAAAAUUUUCCAAAUAUGAAGUUAGUGAUGGAUUUACCGAUUAAAAUUGCUAUUGGCAGUGGAGCUGGUUUAUUAUUUGGGAUAUUAUUUGGUUGGGCUAUUUUUCCAGCACUUUUACAUCAUAAAAUUUCCAGUCAAGUUGCGUUAAAAAAAGGCGGCGAAAUAAGAGAGAUGAUUGUAAAGUUUCCAUUUUCAUUUGAUUUUAAAAUAUAUAUGUUUAAUAUAACGAAUCCAAUGGAUGUACAAAAAGGUGAUACACCAGUAUUAGAUGAAGUUGGCCCAUUCUUUUACGAAUUUUACGAUGAAUGGAAAGAAAAAGUAAAUGUAGUUGAUGAUGACACUGACGAUACAAUGACGUUUAAUGCGCAAAACACUUUUUAUUUUAAUCAAGAAAAAUCGGGUAAAUUGACGGGAGAUGAAUUGAUUACAAUACCUCAUCCAUUUAUUGUCGGGCCAGCAAUAGCUGCAAAACGUGAAAAACCAGCCAUGUUAAGUUUGCUGAACAAAGCUAUAGCAUCAAUAUAUCAUGCCGAAUCGAUAUUUUUAACUGCUCGAGUACGUGAUAUACUUUUUGAUGGUAUUAUGAUAUAUUGUAAUGUCACAGAUUUUGCAGGUAAAGGAUUCUGUAGUGUGAUGAGGAAUGACGUCAAAGAUUUAGUGCAUGUUACUGAUAAUGUAUUCUCUUUUUCAUUUUUUGGUCCCAAAAAUGGUACAUUUGAUCCAAGACCAACUAAAAUGCAAAGAGGAAUAAAAAACGCUAAAGAUGUUGGCAGAGUACUUGAAUUUGAUGGUAAACCAAAUAUUAGUGUGUGGGGAAAAAAGGAUUGCGAUGAAUUUCGAGGAACUGACGGUACAAUUUUUCCACCUUUUUUAAAAGAGGAAGAUGGUUUAUUAUCAUUUUCUUCAGAUAUUUGCAGAUCAUUGCCUGCUAAUUAUGUGAAAGAUGUUGUAUAUAAAGGAAUUCCUGCAAGAUAUUAUACGGCAACGUUGGGCGAUAUGUCAAAAAACAAAAAUGAAAAAUGUUUUUGCCCAACUCCUGAUACCUGUUUGAAAAAAGGUUCAAUGGAUUUGACAAAAUGCCUGGGUGCGCCAUUAGUAAUCACAUUACCACACUUUUACGAUGCUGAUGAAAGUUUUCUAGGACCUGUUCGGGGUUUACAUCCAAAUGUGAAAGAUCAUGGAAUUUAUAUAUAUUUUGAACCAAUGUCAGGUACUCCAAUGGAAGCGCGUAAACGCUUGCAAUUUAACAUUCCCCUAGAAAAAAUUGACAAAAUUGCACUUAUGAAAGAAUUACCUGAAGCCUUAGUUCCAAUAUUUUGGAUUGAAGAGGGGGUUGCUUUAAAUGAUACAUUUAUCAAUCAACUAAAAUCACAAUUAGUACGUACUAUAAAAAUAGUGACAAUCAUGAAAUGGGUUAUAAUAUUGUUGUCAAUAGUUGGAAUAGGCGUUGCAGGAUUUCUACAAUUUAAGAAGAAUACUGGAUUUGCGGUUACUCCUACCUAUGGUGGAAACAACGAAUUGAAAAAGACAAAUAACAUAAUUAGUACAAUAAGUAAUGCGGAUAAUCGUACUAGUUAUUAAUGAAAAUUAUAAAUAGGACAGAGUGGCGAUCCAUAUGGAAAACCUAGGAAUAAAGCGUCCAUCAGGGAAAAUGUAUUCAAAAUUUGUAGUACAAUUAAAUAAUAAAAU
Molecule: messenger RNA, 1800 nt
Organism: Chrysoperla carnea
Lineage: Eukaryota; Metazoa; Arthropoda; Insecta; Neuroptera; Chrysopidae
Product: sensory neuron membrane protein 1-like
Exons: 9
Coding region: 127-1692 (521 amino acids)
Cellular component (GO): membrane; cytoplasm
Molecular function (GO): scavenger receptor activity
Source: RefSeq, a predicted model, not a curated record